Molecule: messenger RNA, 5434 nt
Organism: Pecten maximus
Lineage: Eukaryota; Metazoa; Mollusca; Bivalvia; Pectinida; Pectinidae
Product: SAM and SH3 domain-containing protein 1-like
Exons: 17
Coding region: 112-4443 (1443 amino acids)
Molecular function (GO): protein binding
Source: RefSeq, a predicted model, not a curated record
GCUAAUGUGUUCAAUGCAUCACGUUGUGUGCUUACAUCCACUUGUCGGAUAGGAUCCGUAGUGUAAAGACAGACUGUGCCGUACGAGUACAGACCACCAUGAUGCUUCACGAUGUCGGAUAAUAUCAUAGUGGACUGGUUAAAAUCCGUCAGGUUGGAAUUAUACACGCAGGCGUUUUUAGAUAAUGGUUAUGAUGAGUUGGAAGUGUGUAAACAGAUUGGUGAAGCCGAUCUUGACGCUAUAGGGGUUCACAACGGGGUUCAUAGAGAAAUCUUACUUCAGGCUGUCACCAGACUCCGGGAAGAAGGUGGCACCUCAGUUUACUUUACGCUAGAAAAUACGGAUGUACCGCGAAAGUGUGUGAAAAAUGGUUCGGAACAAAAUAAAAGUGUUAAAUUGGGAACGAGGAGUUCGUCCUCCCGUCGUGGUCUCCCAAAGACUGGAGAGGACGUUCCCUACAAAACUCUGGAACAGCUGAGGAAGUGUAUCGGGGACAAAUUGGUCAAGGAUGGCAUUGACCUCGCCUGUCCUCCCUACAUCAAACCGGACAACUCGGCAUGCCAUAGCAGUCUGGCUGCCCUUGCGGUCAAAUAUACUGAUCAACUGAAAGGCUCAAAUCUCCAGGAUGUGUACCGAUGCCUGGAGGAGCUAUCUCUUUGGCGAAUCAAUGGCCCUCAUCACUAUUACUCAACGGUCAUGCAGCCUGUACAGGCAGGGGCCAUGUUGAACAGUCACUCAUCCUACGCCAGCUCCAACCAGGGUCCACCACAUCUAUCGUCUAUUAGUGGCCAUUCUCCCUAUGCAAGUUCAAGCCAGGGACCACAUCAUCCCACGUCCCAGGGACCACAUCAUCCGAUGUCCCAGGGACCACAUCAUCCCACGUCCCAGGGACCACAUCAUCCCACGUCCCAGGGACCACAUCAUCCCACGUCCCUCUGUGGCCACUCUCCCUAUGCUAGAACUGGUCAUUCUCAGUAUGCUGGAUCUUGUCAAGCUGGACACUCAUCUUAUCCAAGUUCUGUUCAGUCUGGACAGUCGACCUGCUCCAGUUCCGGUCAGGUUAGCCAGUCACCGUAUUCCAGUGCUGGCAAGACAUGUAACUCGCCCUAUGCUAGCUCGAACCAGACUCCAAACCAGACUCCAGUGCACACUGCUACCUACCCUGUAUAUGCCAGCUCAGGCCAGGCCUGUACUGUCUCCCAACCUGUGUAUGGUAGUCCAGGCACACAGCCACCACCCAUACCCUCCUCACUCCCGCCUGCUACAAGUCAUGUUGAGAAAAACAUUGACCUUCACAGUGUCCAUACAAGAUACAUCUAUGACAACACAGGCUUCCAGGCAGAGCGUGGCUGUGAGGAUUUAGAUGGCAAAGAUGAUGAUAAAAAGAAGUCUUCCACUUUGGGUCGAUUCUUCCGGAAUAUUGGAUUGCGACGAUCUGGAAAGAAGCACUCAUACAAACCACAUAAAGGGGACCCAAACGCUUACGACAUAACAAUGGACGAUGACGACCGCAUGGCACUAAUGUUGAUGGUCAAAGAGGGCAAGAUUACAACAGAGCAUGCCCUGCAAGUGGUCAGUGGAAAUUGGCCGGACGGCACAAUUGUGAAAAAAUAUGAGGAAGAAAGGCGCAAAGAUCUUGAACAGAGGGAGAAGGCCUUGAAAAAGAAGAAGAAACUGAUUAAACCUGUCAAGUCCCCAUCAGCUACUUACACUGGGUCAGUUCCUCGGUGUGAUGUAUGCUCAGGCUUCAAAAGUUCCCCACAUGACCUUGGCUACCCGAUGGGAAAUGUUUGUGUGGACCCCACUCACCAGAUGGAGUAUAGCCAGCACCGUCGUGUACACAGUGUUGGUCAUAUUGACCAUGCCUACUCCUCCCGCUCCCCUGAGGGCACACGCUCACUUAACUGUACACCUACCCACUGUGCUAUGAGUCGGUCGUCAGCCGUCAGUACUCCUGUCAGUUUUUACUCACCUGGUCACCAUCCCAAAUUAUACUCCCCUGUUUUCCCACAGGACCCACGCCUUUCCCACUACCAAUGUCGAUCCUGUAGCCACCACCAGCAUACCCCCGCAGGGGGAGUCCCUGGUCGCUGUCAUACAGCCCUUGGCGUGCGGGUCAGUCGAAGUGGUUCAUCACCUGGUGUGACGCGGGAGGAUCUGUCACCUGGUGGGGAGGCCAGUCGGUCAGGAUCGUGUGUCGACCAUUCCCCCUCCACUACCUCGUUUGAUCUAGUGUCGUCCGAGUCUGAACACUCUAUUGACUGCCAAUCACAUGGCCAUACCCCUCACAACCACAUGGUCAAUCACAGGGAGAGUGGUCACUACCUCAGUAAUACUGGUGCAACAAACCCUGGAGACAGGAACAAGUCACCCCACGGAGUGUGGCAGAAAACUGUCGCCAAUCGGGACACAAAUAGCCGAAAUCAUGUCAAGGAAAGUUUGGUGGUAGGAGCCUCCCCAAAGUCUGCUAGCUCUGACAGUAACCACAGUGCUGAUUCCAGUGGUUUGUGUAGUUACCGUAGUACCAGCCCCAAUACAGGCCAGACCGUGGUGUCGGCGGAGGAGGUCUCUGGGUGUGGUCAGGUGUCCUAUGUCCAGGCUCACAGUGACUUUGUCCCAACCUCCAAGAGUAGGGACGCCCUCACACUACAGAAAGGGGAUGUCAUCCGUGUUCUGUACAAGCCUCCUGGAGACCUGUGGAGAGGAGUACUCAAGGGCCAGACAGGGUGGUUCAGAGUAUCAUGUGUAGAACCUCUGUACACGGGAGAAACAGCUCUGGAGCCUUGGCUUGACCAGCGUUCAAACAAACCUAAAACUGUACAAGAGGUGCUGCGUGUCAUAGGUUUGGAGAGUCUGGAGACAGUGUUUAUUCAGAAUGGAUUUGAUGAGUUGGACUGUUUUGCAAAUGUUGAAGAAGAGGACCUUGAUGUAUUGGGGAUAUUUGACCCACUCAUCAGAACUAAACUGUUGAGUACAGCUGACCUCAUCAAAAACACACAAGACACACCAACAUUACAGUGGAAGGUCCACCAGGGUAGGGCUGGACCCCCUGUAGCAUUCAUUAACAAAGAAUACCGACAUGGUACAUCUUAUGCUCCUAGUCAGGAUUCAGGCUGUUAUGCAAGCUUUGAGCAUCUGGCUCAUCGGGAUGCCUACCCAACUUCGAGUGAGCUGAAACAGCAGUAUGGUUUACAUUCCAACAAAGGCAACACCUCCCCAGGGGUCAGGGCGGGUCCUCCGCGGUCCCAACGAGGGCACUCAGGUGUGGGCAGCUCAGGAAAUUCUGAGGACUUAGAUAGGAGUGAUAAGGAAUAUACAGCUGAGGAUCGUGAGGUCAGCGAGAUCACCAAUAGUGUGGAUUGUACGGCCCCAACCAAUGAUCUGUCAAGACUUUCUGGUGAUAUGGUCAUCAUGUGUAACUUUGCGGGAACGCAAACUUCUCCUACGUAUGGGAAAGCCAACUGUGAUAAUUUAGCCAAUAACCUAUCCUCACCCAAAGCUCACAUGCGCCAAAGUAGCAGCAUCAAUAGUGAUUUUGUGUCUUCUAGUCAAUCCCAGCAGGGAAGCAUGUGUUCUCCAUUACAUAGUACACAACCGUUUCCACGUAAGUGUGCUCCCAGACAGGACUGGAACUUACGAGAUGUUCAGGUCCAAGUGAUGUGUCCUUUAGGAAGCCUGAAUCUAAAUGCUGAUAGUGUACCAGAUAAUGAUGGGGUGACUCCACACCCAACACACAUUACACCUCCCUCCUCUCUAGUGCUCCGUAAUCCCCAGGGGCGUAACUCUCAUGAGCCUGCGGGGUAUCGCAGUGCGUCCCGCCUGGAUGACGGAGAUUACCAAAGCGUAGGUCAGUUAUCACGGAGAUCCAUGUCUGCAGAUAGGGCUAGUGUCAAGGGAGCCAAACCAGAGGACCCGCCCGAGUAUAGAACGGUGAUGCGCUCUCUCCUGAAUCUCAUCACAUCCAAGCUGCUGUCAGAAAACAUAGAUCUUGCCUUAGAGCCGUAUUCUACAAAGACAGGAGAGUGUGGAAUUCCUCCACUAUUGGUCCAGCGGUAUGCAGACGAGCUGAGACAGGACCUAGUCAGCGUGGCUCUGGUGGUAGAUCAAGUCCGUGUCCAACAGCUGUGUAGCCGGCACCGACCAGCGUUGCUGUCACGUGAUUUGCCUGACUCUGCUGCGAAGGCUUGUGAGAUAAAGAUUUCUUCAAUACCAGAAUUUUUCAUAUCCAUUGGCCUUCCGAUGUAUACCAAUAUGUUCGUGGAGGAGAAACUCACUGCCAUGGAGGAUUUACUUCAGCUCAAUUUUGAGGACAUACGUGAUAUCACUCGCACACAUGCAAAACAUGUUAAACGAAUCUCACAUGCACUUGAUUGGGUACGGACACGUAUUUCAACACUGAGAAAGACAAGCAACAAGGACGCAGCUGUGAUGGAUAGGGUGUAGGAUAAACAGCCAAAUGUGUUCAUGUGAGGUUCAACAUCUGUUCAUGUGAGGUUCAACAUCUGUUCAUGUGAGGUUCAACAUCUGUUCAUGUGAGGUUCAACAUCUGUUCAUGUGAGGUUCAACAUCUGUUCAUGUGAGGAUGAUCUGCCAGUUCAUCUGUUCAUGCGAGGAUAAUCUUCAAUUCAUAAUGGGAUGAACUUUUUUUCAUUUGUUCAUGAUGAUGAAAAUCCCAUGGUAUCUAGUUGAUCUGACCAGCUGUGUGAUGUGUAGUCUGUGUCUGCUCAUUUCACCUGUGUACUAUUCAGAGGAGUAUGUGUGAUGCUUUCCUACUUCUUUAUACAACUUCUUUGUGGUAGAAUUUUAAAGUUUUAAUCUCUUACAAUUAAAAUUGAAUGGAUCUUAGAUGUUUUUUCUGGGGCUGAAAUGAAGCAUUUUUAUGUCACCCGAGUCUCAUUUAACCUACUCCGCUCACUUUUUGUCCGGCAUUGUGCAUCAAAAACAAUUUACAUUUUCGACUUCUUCUCCAAAACUGCUGAACCAAAUUCAAUGAAAUUUGGCAGGAAGCUUCAAUGACCAAAGUUCAGCCGAAAUUGUGAAUUACAUGUAUAUGGUCCCUUCCUAACCCCUAGUAGCCUGAGGGGUGGGGCCAAAAAGAGUCAAAUUGAGUAAAAUUUCAAAAAUCUUCUCAACUUCCAGAUGUAUUGGAAUCAAAUAUUCUUCAUAAAUAGAGAGGUCUUUAGGUCCUUUACCAAAAUUGUAUGUUCAUAUUGGCACUGAUUGACCCCCAGGGACUUAAAGGGCCAAAAAGGGGGAGGAGAUAAACCUUACUAUAGUUUAUAUAGGGAAAUCACAUUUUUGACUAUCAUUUGUUUGGUUUUUAUUGGAAUUCAUUCUAACUUGAUCAGUAUUAUAAUCAACAUGGGAUGACAGCUUGAUAGCGUACAUGUUGGUCCUGACUGACCUGCAGAUGCUUAUGGGCAGGCCAUAAAGG